UUCAUCUGCAGCAAAUUGAGGAAGUCUGAAUGGCUAGUCGAGUGAAGGAGGACGAGAAAAAUGAACGAAUUAUUCGUAGCCUUCUUAAACUUCCCGAGAAUCGCAGAUGCAUUAACUGCAACAGUCUGGGGCCACAAUAUGUUUGCACGAAUUUCUGGACAUUUGUUUGCACAAACUGCAGUGGAAUACAUCGGGAGUUCACGCACCGAGUAAAAUCAGUAUCAAUGGCCAAAUUUACUUCACAAGAAGUUAAUGCCCUUCAAGAAGGGGGAAAUCAGCGUGCAAAGGGAAUUUAUCAUAAAGAAUUGGACCCGCAACGUAAUUCCUUUCCUGACAGCAGUAAUGUUGAGAGACUUCGAGACUUUAUUAAGCAUGUGUAUGUGGAUAGAAGAUAUACUGGUGAGAGAAACUUGGACAAGCCUCCAAGGGCGAAAAUGGGUGAGAAGGAAGACUCUUAUGAAAACAGAAGACUGGAUUCAUAUCAGGGAGGCUCUCGAAGCCCACCAUAUGAUGAUACAUAUGAACGUCGUUACAGUGAAAGGUCUAGUCCUGCUGGAAGAAGUUAUGAUGGGCAAAGAAGUCCCGGAUAUGAUCUAGAAGCCCGGCAGUAUAAUGAUUAUAAGAAAAGUCCUGGUCGCCCUGAAAUUGUGAAUGAUUGGCGUCGAGAAGAUAGAUUUGGAAAUGGGAGGCGAAAUGAUGAUCGCAGAAUAUCCGAUGGAGAUUCUAAGCUGGAUGCUGAAUCACCUGAACGACCAAGAGAUCUAGAUUCGUCCAGCCCCCCUAUUGUACGGCCUGUUAGAGAUAUUUUGGGAGAUAACACAAUACCUCCAAAAGCUAACAGUGCCAGGGCUGCUGAUAGCUCUGUGCAGACACAGAGAACUGCGUCGUCCAGCAGCUUGGGAUCCACCAACGGGAAUCCGGUGGAAGUGAAACUGGAGACUUCUGGAAGUUUAAUUGAUUUUGAUGCUGAUCCUGAACCUGCUCCUGCUGCUGCAGUUCCUCAACCGCAACAAACUACUGUAGCUCAAUCCUACCCACAGCCAGCAAAUUCAACCAAUGACAACAAUUGGGCCUCUUUUGAUGUUUCUUCAGAAGUGAAAGCACCUCAAGCUCCUGCGAAUGUGAAUUCAUUGGAAUCUCUACUAUCACAAUUGUCGGUUUCAGCACCUGGCCCUAGUUAUGUUUCUGGAGCUACAGGUAAUAUGGGUGCUCCCACAAUUGCACCAUCAAGCAGUGUGUCGACAUUUUCCCCUGUUGGUGCUCCGGUUCCUGCGCCAGGAUUGGCUCAAGUAUUCCCAGUCAAUGGUGGUAGUUUCCUUGUUAAAGAUCCUACUUCCGGGCAAUGGCCUACCAUGCAGCAUCAGCAACCUUCUUUAUACUCUGCUAAUGGUAUUCAGCCUGCUGCUCAAGAAUAUAUACCGUCAGUUGAUGAAGCUUCAAGCAAUCAGCCAUGGAAUUUAACACACACCCCACAUGCACAAGGUCAGCCAAGUAUCUCUGCACCACAAGCACAACAAGAUGCCUCAAGAUCUGGCCGUGAUGUUAGUACUAUUGCAUCACAACCUUCAGGUGGUGAUGCAAAACCAAGUGGAAGAAGAGAACUUCCUGCGUUUCCUUCUGCGGCAUCCUUUCAAGCUGCCCUACCAAACUUCCAGCCUCUGUCCCGACCAGGUUUAGUGCGCACUUCCCGCCUCAAUACUCCCUCAUCAGCUUGGAUGCCGCUCCAGUCAUCAUCAUAUUCUUCAACAGUGCCUCCCCAAGCACCACAAUAUGCAUCACUAGUGCCUCCCCAGUUAUCAUCAUAUUCUUCAGCAGUGCCUUCCCAAGCACCACAAUAUGCAUCACUAGUGCCUCCCCAGUUAUCAUCAUAUUCUUCAGCAGUGCCUUCCCAAGCACCACAAUAUGCAUCACUAGUGCCUUCCCAAGCACCACAACAUGCAUCGCGAAUGCCUCCAAGUAAGAUGAUGUUAUCAUCAUGUUCUUCAGCAGUGCCUUCCCAAGCACCACAACAUGCAUCACGAAUGCCUCCAAGUAAGAUGAUGUUAUCAUCAUAUUCUUCAGCAGUGCCUUCCCAAGCACCACAAUUUGCAUCACGAAUGCCUCCAAGAGCCUACGUGGUGCAACAAGUUCCGAGUAGCAUGCCACCUUCCGGGCAACCAUAAAUAUUGGGUUUUUUCUUUUGAAUAUUUUCUUACUAUAUAUUCAAUAAACAUUGGAAACAUUAGACGCGAGUAAAUUCU
Messenger RNA from Prunus mume (Japanese apricot), 2240 nucleotides. NCBI's taxonomy places the organism in Eukaryota, Viridiplantae, Streptophyta, Magnoliopsida, Rosales, Rosaceae. The record is from RefSeq and is a predicted model, not a curated record.